GUGCCGCUUCCUCGAAGAGCAAGGCGUCGUGAAUGAUCUUCGCGCGCGGUUGCGCUACAAGUUUGUCGAAGCACUCACAAUCACCACGCGAAGUGCCAAGCGCUCUUCGCGCACGCUUCUGCAUCAGGCGGACCAGGCACGUCGUCCUCAAGAAUGUCGGUCAUAGUCGCAGCGUCUCGGAAGUUUGGCCACGCUUGGUGGCUGGUGGCUUCAACUUCGGCUGCGGGAAACUGCGAGGGCGAUGCUGGUCGCUCCUGGCAGGACAUGCAGAGCGUUGGGGUUGGUAGAGAGUCGCCCUCCGACAUCGGGGAUGGUGAAGGUUCCACGACUGAGAGGGGAACAGCGAGUGCAAGGAUGUCUGCGCCAGACUCCGAGGCGUGCGGCAAAGUAGCUGUCGUGAAGUCAGAUGGUGACAACGAUGGGGUGAGCCUGCCUGGAUACUAUCUCAACUGUCACUGUCGUCAAGUGAAUGUCAGCACGCUUCUGCUCGUACUGAAACCAGAGUGAUGGACUUAGAAAAAUUGAUGAUGAUGUCCGGAAAUUCGGGACUAAGCAAAGAAGAGAUGCUCAAGUUAUAUGAGCAGGAAUCACAGAGGCUUAGAGAUGAGAGAACAGCAGCUUGUGAGGUGGCCCGACACGCAGAGGAGAGAGCUGUACGAAUUUAGCAUUGGAAAAAGAGAUAGCGACGUUGGAAAUAGGAAAUGCAUUGGAUGAAAAAAGUCACAGCUUUGCCGCAAAA
Rhipicephalus microplus (southern cattle tick) is the source of this 739-nucleotide messenger RNA. RefSeq lists its product as uncharacterized. Lineage: Eukaryota; Metazoa; Arthropoda; Arachnida; Ixodida; Ixodidae. The record is from RefSeq and is a predicted model, not a curated record. Gene Ontology annotation, biological process: epithelial cilium movement involved in determination of left/right asymmetry. Gene Ontology annotation, cellular component: ciliary basal body. Gene Ontology annotation, molecular function: protein binding.